AUGGCCAAAGAGCUCUGGACAGUUGUUGAGGAUUUUGGCAUCACAGCGAACCUUGGAUAUUUCGUUGGCGACAGUCACCCGUCCAACGACACUAUGCUAAGGGAGCUUUCUCAACUUCUUUCGUUACACGGAGUGACGGAUACGUGGGAUCCAAUACUACACCGUCUUCGGUGUAAUGGCCAUAUCGUUAAUCUGGCAGUUAUGGUAUUUCUCUUUGGGAAAGUUCCGGAUUUAGAGCCCGAUCCAGAUAACAGGACUGUUUCUGAUGAAUAUGAUCCUACGCAGAAAGAACUUAAUGAAUGGAGGAGGCUGGGCCCGCUUGGAAAGCUGCACAAUAUCGUGAUGUCCGUGCGUUGCAGCCCUCAAAGGCUUCAGGGAUUCAAAAAGCUCUCAGAAAAUAAGACUCUACGCCGUGACAACAAAACUAGAUGGAAUUCUUGGUAUACCAUGAUCGAGUGGGCUCUAAAACCAGAUCUUCGUCGAGCCAUUGAUGAGUUUUGUGCUAACGAUCCGGGAUUACAGAUGGACAGGUUGCUCUAUGAAGACUGGCAGAUUCUUCUGCAAAUAUGCGACUUUCUACGACCUUUCGAACAUGCUACCAAGGCGACUGAAGGGCACAAUGCAACUGUGGACGAGGUGCUCCAAACCAUGGAUUUCUUACUUAGUUUGAGAUCGGACGAAAUAAGUAUCCAAGCAACGAAUACAUGGCUCCAUGUAUUGAUAUGGGCUGGGCAAAGCUCAACAAGUACUACACUCGGACAGAACAAUCACCUAUCUAUGUUGCUUCAAUUGUGCUCCACCCGGGAUGGAAAUGGUCAUACUUUUCGGAGCAUUCAGGGUGGAAAGCCGCCUGGAUCAAGGUGGCGGAAAAGAAAGUCGACAAUUUGUGGAAGGACCAUUAUAAGUCAUCUUUCUCCCUCCGCAAACAGUCAUCCAGAACGAGAGAGAAAAGCUCCAACGAACGAGUUUCGAGCUUGGAUACAGAGAAAGCCGAUCAUUGUGGACGACGAGUACAAGCUGUACUUCAGUGAACCCGUAUUAUCUGAUGUAGCUAUGGAACAGCUACAUCACAACCCUCUACAAUGGUGGCUUGAGCCAACCCAGCGCACUCGCUUUCCCGCUUUGUCCAAAAUGGCAAUUGAUGUCCUGUCCAUUCCGGCAAUGUCUGCCGAAGCAGAACGCCUCUUUUCCUCUGCCAAAUUGGAUGUUACAGACCAAAGGAAUUCCCUAAGUAUACAAACACUGGAGGUUCUGCAAUGCCUAAAGUCGUGGUGCAACAGCGAUGCUGUUAAGCCUAGUAAGACUGCUUAA
Messenger RNA from Exophiala aquamarina CBS 119918, 1311 nucleotides. RefSeq lists its product as uncharacterized. Lineage: Eukaryota; Fungi; Ascomycota; Eurotiomycetes; Chaetothyriales; Herpotrichiellaceae. Bases 1 to 1311 code for a protein of 436 amino acids. The record is from RefSeq and is a predicted model, not a curated record. The transcript has 2 exons. Gene Ontology annotation, molecular function: protein dimerization activity.